AUGAUGACAAUUGAGAAUGAUACAAUUGUUGGGCUAGAUGGAUUGGAAAGUAAUUUUGAUUCUCAAGCCUAUCUUUCGGAUUUUUAUCAACGUGUUGAUGAUCCAGCAAUGCAAAUGAUGAUUAUGUUGUUACCUAGUAUUGCUGAGCGUAUUGAUUGUUAUGAUAAUCUUUUGGAUUUUGGUGCUGGACCAACCAUACAUGUUUCGGUUGUUUUCAGGAAUAAAGUAAACAAUAUAUAUUUGGCUGAUUAUUUACCGCAAAAUCGUAAUGAAUUAUCACGAUGGGCAAAUGGUAAAAGUGCAUUUGAUUGGACACCAGCACUUAAAAUGAUUGCUUCAGUGGAAGGUUCCGGUUGGUUGCAACUUGAAGAAAUGGAACAAUAUACUAAGUCAAAGAUUCGUUCAAUUUUUCACUGUAAUUGUCAUAAUAAACCAUCGAUAAGCGCUCCGAAAAUUCUCCAAAAUAAUUUUGAUAUAGUUGUGACUAUUCUUUGCUUGGAAUAUUGUUGUAGCAGUGAGAUGGAAUAUAAGGAAGCAGUACGAAAUGUUGUAGAUCAAGUAAAACCUGGCGGUUGGUUUGUAAUGGGUGGUGUAUUAGAAGAAACGUGGUGUUCAUUCGGUGGACGUAAAUUUACGUGUUUAUAUCUUACCGAAAAUUUAUUAUUUGAAGCAUUACGUGAAGCUAAUUUGUUAGUAGAUGAUGAUCAGUCAUGUAUUUAUUACUGUGCGCAAGGUAUUUUCCUCAUUUGUUGUAAGAAACAAAUUUAA
This is a messenger RNA of Brugia malayi, 768 nucleotides long. RefSeq lists its product as uncharacterized. Gene Ontology annotation, cellular component: cytosol. The record is from RefSeq and is a predicted model, not a curated record. Gene Ontology annotation, molecular function: N-methyltransferase activity. Bases 1 to 768 code for a protein of 255 amino acids. NCBI's taxonomy places the organism in Eukaryota, Metazoa, Nematoda, Chromadorea, Rhabditida, Onchocercidae. The transcript is spliced from 6 exons.